ACCCGACUGUACAGUGGACCUCAAACAGAACACUUCGAUCCCGACUCGCCGCGCUAGGACUGUCUCGACCCACCGCCGCCGCCAGCCCGCCCAGCGCCGCCGCGGGCAGUUCCUCCAUGGGAAGCACCGGCUAGCCGCCUCCCGUUCCCCCGCCAGCUGCUCCGCCUGCGCCUGCCCCUGCUCUGCUCCGCCGCCCGCUCCUCCCUACCCCCAGCCGGUGCCGCCUGCUCCUCCCUACCUCCCGACGCCGCAUUCGACCGUCCCCCACGCCCCGACGCCCCCAGUCCCCGGCGCCGGCAGGCAGACGCGGUCGCCAACGCCAACCGGUUGCAGUUUUAACAUGGAUCCCAACAUGAAGCAGCUUCAAGGGACUCUGAUUGACAUAGAAACAGACGCAGAGCAACUUCUUCUGGCAAGGCAUCAGCUGGUGGAGAACGAUAGAAUGAGGAAUGCUAACAGGGAGGCCCUAACUGCCCUCCGGAAAAGAGCCAAGACAACUAAAACCAGUGUCCCAUCUCCAUUUGAGAUCGUAAUGAAAGAGAUGGAAGGAACUUCUGCCAAACAGCUAGUAAAGGAGAUAUGCUCAACUUGCGGGAAUCACGACCCCAAAGAACAUACCUGGCUAAUGUUUCCAGGCUCAGAUAUUUUUGCUCGUGUUCCAUUUCAUGUAGCGCACACUGUUCUGGACAAAGAUCAAGAGCAUCUGGACUACGACACCAAGAAGCUGCAAAGCUUUGUCAAGGAGAAAUCGUUUGCGAUCUCCGAGAAAGGCGCCCUUGCGGACAAAAUCAGCCCGGGCAUCGUGAGAUCCCUCGUCAGCCUUGCAGAUAAACCUAAGUAGUAGGUACACGCCGCAAGGGGCAAAUGAAUCAUGUCUGUCGGUCCCAGUCCUCAACAGCUCGAACAUCUCCUAAGAUGAAGCUUCUGCCGGGUUCACCAAUUGUGUUUACUAACAGCCCUGAUGUUUUACCCGCAUCUCGGUUUGGUUUCGCCGCGCUGUGAGAUUAGGCCGUUGCUACGAACGAGAGAAUUGUAGUCGGCCGACAUUUAACCCUUGUUACCUAUCAUCACUAGGUGUGGUGUGUUGGCAAACCUGAGUCCUGAGCCUGAACCUGUUCCUGUACCCUGUUAUCUUCAUUCAAAUGAAGUCAUAACAGUAUCAUGCCGGGAAAGUUUUAUCUAUUUAUCCGUG
Molecule: messenger RNA, 1192 nt
Organism: Triticum aestivum (bread wheat)
Lineage: Eukaryota; Viridiplantae; Streptophyta; Magnoliopsida; Poales; Poaceae
Exons: 4
Coding region: 341-841 (166 amino acids)
Source: RefSeq, a predicted model, not a curated record